AUGGGAUCGAUUUCUGUACCAGAUUUCCACAUUGCUAUUAUUGGUGGUGGAAUCGGUGGACUCACAACAGCCCUAUCCCUAGCCCACCACUGCUCUAGAAUCAGCAUCUCGGUCUACGAGCAGGCACCUGUAUACAGGGAGGUUGGAGCUGGUAUUGGCAUUGGUGUCAAUGCGACCAGAAUCCUGCACCGGAUUGGGGUUGGACCAGCGGUGAAUGAUAUCUCAGGCGAGCGCGAUGGUAUCCAUCGAAGUAAUCGACGAUUCGAUAAUGGUGGCGAAAUCGUGACAAUUGAGGCCAUGGACGAUACAGCCUACCCAGCGAUGCGACAGUUGUCGGUGCAUCGGGCGGAGUUCUUGGACGUGUUGCUCAAGGCGGUCCACGAAAUGAAAAUCGCGAGCUUGCAUACAAAUAAGAGGGCAGUCAGAGUUGAGGAAGCAAAUGAGAAUGAAGCUAUAAUAACCUUUCAAGACAGCACCACCGCGACUGCCAACCUUGUUAUCAGUGCAGACGGCAUCCACUCUGCUAUUCGUUCCAGCUUAGGGCCCAACGAUUCACCUCAUUACGCCGGGCAAAUCGCCUAUCGUGGUCUUCUCCCUUUGUCCUCUGUGGCACCUACUUGGCCCUUCUCCUCAUAUGCUAUAUCAUGGGUUGGACCCAACAAGCAUUUCCUCGUAUUCCCGAUCUCGCAAAACAAGACGCUGAACGUGGUAGCUUUUGUUUGUAAGGCGGAACAAGAUCUGGGCGAUCUCACAGAGAGCUGGACGAGCUUGGUGGAUAAGAGUGAACUGGAGGCAGAGUUUGCGGGCUGGCAUUCGACUCUUUUGCAUUUGAUAGGGCAGAUGAACCAGCAAGUAGGCAAGUGGAAGAUAAACGACAGAGAUCCAUUAGAAAAAUGGGUGUAUCUGAAUGGAAAGGUCGCUCUUUUGGGAGAUGCGGCGCACGCGAUGCUACCUCAUCAAGGGUCUGGGGCUGGCCACGCAAUCGAAGACGGAUACGUGCUUAGUCUGGCUUUGAAAGAUUACCUCCAGGCUCGGUCUCAAUCCGAGGAGGCCACGCUGUCAACAUGGACCCAGCUAUACCAAGAUUUUCGUCUGCCAAGAGCACAGCGAUCGCAGAAUACUUCGCGUCAGGCGGGAGAAACCUUGAAAAUGCAAGGCCCGGACUUUGAAGGUCUGUCCUAUGAAGACUGCCUACCGGUGCUAAAACGUAAAUUAAAAGGACGGAUGAAGUGGGUGUGGUCAGCCGAUAUCGAUGCCGAAUACCACGACGCCGCAGAAAAGGCAGGACUGAGAAGAUAA
This is a messenger RNA of Penicillium lagena, 1299 nucleotides long. RefSeq lists its product as uncharacterized. Bases 1 to 1299 code for a protein of 432 amino acids. Gene Ontology annotation, molecular function: FAD binding. Lineage: Eukaryota; Fungi; Ascomycota; Eurotiomycetes; Eurotiales; Aspergillaceae. The record is from RefSeq and is a predicted model, not a curated record. Gene Ontology annotation, biological process: secondary metabolite biosynthetic process. The transcript has 3 exons.